Messenger RNA from Boeremia exigua, 3166 nucleotides. RefSeq lists its product as uncharacterized. The record is from RefSeq and is a predicted model, not a curated record. NCBI's taxonomy places the organism in Eukaryota, Fungi, Ascomycota, Dothideomycetes, Pleosporales, Didymellaceae. Bases 41 to 2842 code for a protein of 933 amino acids. The transcript is spliced from 2 exons.
AGAAGACCUCGCACAGCAAACAAUCGGCCUCGCAACCACAAUGUCGUCCGACAAGGAAAUCGGCGCGCCGUUUACUCUGGCCUCGCUGUCAAAGCCCGUGAGCUCCACGCACGGCCGCAUCCACGCAACUGGCGUUUGCAGCCUCAGCGGCAUCAAGAAGAGGAAGCGCACAGAAAUUGUUGUUGGCGUGGAGGGCGAAUGUAUCAGCAUCUACAGCCUGCAAAACCCACAGCUCGUCACUUCAUAUGCGCUCCCGCCCAGCGCAUCUUUCACAGCCGCCCCAUAUUCGACAUACCGCAAGGGCUCGUCCAAGACACCCGCUCACCGCUUCACCUACGCCUCUGUUAUCGAGUCCACUGCGGGCGCAAAGUCACAGCUCGUCUGCUUCCACGAGACCAUCCUCGGCGACAAUGCAGAGACUGCGAAGACCUCGUACACGCCCUCGAAUGGCUCGCGCGUCUCCACCAUCGAGUCGCUUCCUGUCGCAGGUAGCGGUUCGAGCAAGGGUUCGGUUCAUGACGUGCUUGCGACAUUUGAGAACGGGGACGUCAUCUGCUUGUCUGCAGAUUUGUCAACCGUCCGCUGGAUCGCGAACUUGAAGGCAGCGGGUUCGCAGAAGAGCGAGGAUUUCAAGAUUGAAAAUGUCACCCUUUCGACUGCCCGUAACGUGACAAGAGGCCUACUGCGUAGUAGAGAGGAUAUCGCAGCUUUGCUGAGCUCCGAAUCAAACAGCGCUUCUGACCUCUUGGAACUCACCCAAAUUCUUUGCGUAAUUGGCCAAAACGCGAACGGAUCUAGGGUUCUGCAGCUGUUGCAGGUGCAGCCUCGGAACGCCGACCUGCCUUCAACUCAGAUCCAGCCUCUGAAGCACCUGCUGUCCAUCAGUCUACCGAAGCCUUCAAGCAUACUGCUUCGCACAGACUCGACUGCCACAUACUCCCUCCAUGCUACCAGCGGCGCCCUGCACAUUUUGGUCGAUGGUGGCAUCAUCUCCUACGAUCUCUCAGGGACAGUACCAAACAUCAACUCUGAGCUUCUACUCAACGAAGCCAAGAUCGACUCUUUCUUGCGCAUCUCUCAAGAUGUUGUCUUUGCGACAGCUCCAGGCUCAUGCCAUGCGUUCGAUGUCAAAUAUAAUUCCCUGCAGGCCUAUUUACCGCUGGCUACUACUCUCUCUUCUGACGAUGCAGCAUCCAAGAAGCGAAAGCACGCUCAGCCAGAUACUGAGACAGCAGCUACACCACAUUUGGUAGCAUACUACGCAGAACUUGGCCUUGUCGUAGCCGUACGCGACGACGAACUCCUCGGCAUGCAGUAUGGCGGCACUAACGCGCGAAAGCGCGUUAAGACUGAAGGCACCUUACUCAUCGACGCGCUGGGCAAAGGCCUUGCCAAGCCAAAGGCUGGUGCAGAAUCAGCCAAGUGGUUAGACAGGAAAGAGAAGCUAGACCGUUACGCUUCAAAAAGCAAGAUUGCUAAGUUCGAGGGUGUUCUCGCUUCAUGCUUGGGUAUCCCAUUGGAGAAGAAGACAGACGCACAGACCAAACAAGAGAACGAGGUACAGGGCGGGCCUUUGACCAAUGGAGUAGGCCCGAGCAUACCGAAAGAGGAUGCUAAGGUCGUUGAGCAGGCCGACGAUGAGGCUGCCGAGGAUCAAUUGAGGAAGUGGAACAUUCCUUCGGCUAUUCCGGAGUCGCAACGGCAAUUACACCGUCAACACGCUCUGUAUGCGCUCAGCAAGAUCUUCGUUUUCGAAGGAACCACACUGAAGGUCGCGUUCUUCCCACCCAACGUCUUCCAGUGGCUGCUACAGAUCGGCCACCUGACCAAGGAAUCCAUCCGCCGGGCGCUCCUGGAUGAAACUCCUGAGUCCGCUCAUGUCGUACCCAAGAUUACAGAUGGCGAUAUCGUGAAAGCUAUCGUGGCUUUUGACCCAGAACUUCACCUCCUCUCCGCCGUGCUCAACCACAAGCAUUUCCUACCGAUCGGUGAAGUCGUCGAAGCCAUUCGCCUCCUUACGCAAAGUCUCGAUGACAAGCCUUCAACAUCCGAGGACACUACCAAACUGCUCACUAAUGGCACUGUCUCAGCAGAAUCGGACAUGGACGUCGACGUUGAGCUGGACGCUGCGACAACAGAAGUCGACCACGCCCUAACUGUUCUGUCCAACGGCGUCUCCAUCCGCAGCAACACUCUGCGCCCCGCGCUCACCCGCCUGCACACCUUCCCCGCGCCCCUCAUCGGCCCAACACUGCGCUCCGCCCUGCCACGACGAGACCUCGAGUCGCUGAUCCGUCUACUGCACUUCGAGCUCAAGAACGGCGGCUGGUCCUCGCAAUACGACUUCAUCGACCCCGAAGCCUCCAACGACGACAGCCCAGACGACCAUGCGGUGACCAUCAUCGCCUCGCUCCUAUCUAGCGUCCUUGACGCCAUCGGCGCAGGGGCCUGGCUAGCCGCAGUCGGCAGCCCGGCAGAUGCCGACUCCGGCAAGGACAUCAUCGAUGCCCUCCACGCCGAUUGCUCAGAGGCCCUCAACGGCUUCUGGGAAGCGCGCUACAUGCGCGGCUUGCUCGGCGAGUUUCUGCGCUACGCGGCCAACGCGCCGAAGUCGCAGAAGCCGUCUACCAAGAGCCUAGAGAACCAGGGCAAGCCAUUUGCUGUUGCAGGUGUCAAGGAGGAUGACUUGCCAAUGCUGCCGCUUGGUGGGCGUGGUGACAUGGGGAUUGAGAAGACGAAGCAGGGUAAGGGCGGCAGGCGCGAGGAGAGGAGCAAGCGCGAGAUUGGUAUGCUUAUCAGCAAGAAGGUGCCGAAGUACAGUUUCGAGAGGAUUGUGGUCUGAUUGGGCGUUGAGACUUUGCUUGCAUAUGUAAAUAGCGAAUCGAUGACCGGCAUCCGGCCUUUGCUGUUGACGUUUGUCUUGCUUGAUUUCUGGCACAGCCUUCCAGUGUUGACUUUCGAAAGUUGCGAUUAAAAAGCUUGCACACGCGUUGUAUAUUCCUGACCGCCUAUAUCUUGAGGCUCGACAAUACCAACAAAGACUUUUGGUCCGAUUAGUAAUCUCACAUAUUGGAGCGUAUAUGCUCGACAGGAAUUAUGUGCUUCCACUUUGCGGCUCAUUGGCUGCGAGAAGCGAUUGGAGUCCACAAACUCUGUGGUGCGAUUG